AACUAUGACGGCGGUUUGGGACCGAAUGCGAAAUCCAUGUGGAUGGAAAGGAGGUGCUAAACAAAUAUCCGUUGAUGCUAUGAUACCACUUUUUGCGGUACCUCUUUUGGCAAUAAUAGCCGCCCAGUCAAUUCUUUGUACCAUCAUAAUAUUUCUUGCUACACCAAUUCUGGUUUAUUAUUUGCAUCAUAAUUUCUUAAGGUUUCUCUUAAGAACAAAAUUUUUUCUCAUGUGGACGAUCACGAGCGUGUUAAUGCUAAUGAUAGUUUUUGAAGUCAGUGUUGUGCCAUUACUUGAGAUUUUACCAGGGGAGAAUUUAUUUUUCAUAAUAUGCGUUGCCGGAGGCAUAUGUUGCGGCUCUAAGACAAGACUGAAUGCGGAUCGUAUUGCUCAGGAAGGUGCUGCAGAGCAAGGUUUAGAGCUUGGAGAAGGAAGCGGAGAGUUAUGUGUAACUUGUAGAAGAAGAGCACCACCUAAAGCUUAUCACUGCCGAAUGUGUCAAACAUGUAUACUUAAUAGAGAAUAUCAUUGUAAAUGGUUGGACUGUUGCAUUGGUUCUAGUAACUUACGAUGGUAUUUAGGAUGCUUACUAUUUUCAGCAAUAGCUUUUAUUUAUGGCUCUAAUCUGACUAUGACAAGCGUUUGCCAUCCUUUUAUUUUAAUUGGUACAGUGCUCUUACCGGAUGACUGCAGUGAUGUUUAUCAUCAAUUAGACAUCGCUCUCUGCUUCAUCUCAGCAGUCUACAGUUUACUUGUUGGCCUAGUAGUAUUUUGUUAUUUAAUUCAUCAUCUAUGGCUAAUUUAUCUUGGAACAACAUCGAAUGAACGUCGUUUACGAACACCUAGAAAUCAAUAUGAUCAUGGAAUUUUAAAAAAUGUAUCACGGUUAUUUUGUUGCAAAACUUAGAUACAAAUAAUAGGUAGUCUAGGAUAUUGUAUUUACUUUGUACAGAAUAUAUUUUAUUUGUUGUCAAGAGAAUAAAAUGAUCAUAUAAAACUAUGAUUGUCAGGUUAGAUAUUUGAAGUAUAACAGAUAAUAAUAUUAUUUACUUAUCUAUAUUUCUUUCUUCUGUUUUCAAUGUCUUUUUUUAUGAUACUUUAGAAAAAUAAGUUUACUCAUUGAAUGAUAUUACAUUCGAUGUAUGUGUGUGUCAUAAAUUGUGUGAUAUACUUAUAGGAUUUACGUAUAUCAGGAUUGAUAAUGGUAUAUUAUAUUAUGAGUGUACCAGCCAUAAAUCAAAUUUCUGGUAUUGUGUCAAGGCAUUACUAUGUUUAGUAUUUAAAUAUUUAUUGUAACUGUGAUAAAAAAUUUAUUAUGUGGUAAUUACUUAUCUCUUUUUUAAACGAAAUAUAAAAUCAAAAAUAUGUAAUUUAUAUAAAAUCUUUGAACUUUAUAUUGUAUAAAAGUGAUUAUUCUAUCUGUGAAACUAUCAUAUCGUUAACGUAUAGCAGUAAGCAUAUUUUUUAUGAUAAAAUAAUGUUAAACACCACGUAUAAGAUAGUUCAUAAAUAUUAUUUUUAGUGUUUA
Messenger RNA from Vespa crabro (European hornet), 1528 nucleotides. RefSeq names its product palmitoyltransferase ZDHHC23-B (gene GABPI). Bases 5 to 907 code for a protein of 300 amino acids. Gene Ontology annotation, cellular component: Golgi apparatus; endoplasmic reticulum. The transcript is spliced from 3 exons. Lineage: Eukaryota; Metazoa; Arthropoda; Insecta; Hymenoptera; Vespidae. Gene Ontology annotation, molecular function: protein-cysteine S-palmitoyltransferase activity. Gene Ontology annotation, biological process: protein targeting to membrane; peptidyl-L-cysteine S-palmitoylation. The record is from RefSeq and is a predicted model, not a curated record.